UCGGGGAGGCGCGGGGCGGGCACCGCGUGUGAGGAGAGCCGUGCCGGGCCUGCUAGCGGUACUCGGCCGCGGGAGGAGACGACCACCAGCCAACCACAAGACUGUUGCAAUGAGUUUUGUUGAAUAUGGCGAUACAAUCAAGGAUGGUGACACAGCUAUUGUGUUCUUGGGCCACGAAUCCAUGUUUCCUGUGAAAGUCCAGCAAGGCAGUGUAACUCAGACUAAAUAUGGGGUCAUCCGGCAUUCUACAGAUCUCAUAGGCAAGAAGUAUGGCUCCAAAGUGACCUGCAGUAAAGGAGGAUGGGUUUUUAUUCUUCAUCCAACUCCAGAACUGUGGACUGUGAAUCUUCCACACAGGACACAGAUCCUGUAUUCCACUGACAUCUCUGUAAUCACCAUGAUGUUAGAACUGAAGCCAGGCUCCAUAGUAUGCGAAUCAGGUACAGGCAGCGGAUCCCUGUCCCACGCUCUCAUCAGGACAGUGGCUCCCACGGGGCACCUGUACACAGUGGAGUUCCACCAACAGAGAGCUGAGAAGGCCAAGGAGGAAUUUCGGGAGCAUGGAGUAGAGCAUCUGGUCACAGUGACCAACCAGGAUGUCUGUAAGAAUGGAUUUGGUGUCUCAGACAUUGCAGACGCUGUGUUCCUGGAUAUUCCAUCUCCAUGGGAAGCCAUUGGACAUGCAAAGGCAGCGUUAAAAGCUGAAGGUGGCCGCAUCUGCUCUUUCUCCCCCUGCAUUGAACAAGUCCAGAGAACUUGCCUAGCAAUGGAAGAGUACGGUUUUACAGAGAUUAACACCUUGGAAAUUCUGCUCCGAGUAUACAAUAUAGCGAUGCUGGCUGAGAUGUUUGCAUUUGCUCUCUCAUUCUCAUGUGAUCAGCAACUGCUUCACCCUCCCAGUUUCCACCAGGAGAGGUAUACUAACAGGGGUGUUGAUGCUGAGGAGGUACUCUGUGUUAUUCGCAAGAGAAGCAGCUUAGAGGACCCACGGCUCUAUAACACACAUGGGUGUAGCCCUAAAAAUAAUAAUGAAAAGUGCAGAAUAUGUACUGGCAUGUCACCCGAGAACAAAAGGACUCAUCCGCAGUGUUCCCUGAGGGAUGAGCCAUAAAGCGAGGCAAUAACACCAUAUAAAAUAAUACAGCAAGGUUCUCCAAGGACGGCAAAGGGGAGGAAGUCAAACUAGAGCCAUACGAAGCAGAGAGGAGUGUUCCAGCAGGAAAUUAAGGAAAGCCUUCAAUGUGAGAAGAGGGGGCUGAUCCCUGGAGGGAAGCUGAAAUGGCACAGCAAGAACAUCAACUGCAACGUGACUGCAGGUGUGUGGGACUCAGAGGGUAGCAAUGCUCACUGCCAGGACAUGCCUGUCAAGGUUUGCCCUGCUGUGCCAGGCCAGAAGGCCGGUCCGUGUGCAGCACUGCCUGGUGCCAGUGAGGUGGCUGCCAGGAGAUGCUCUCACCUGCGAAUGCUGAACGUGGGCAAGUGCUCAUGGCUGCAUCUGUGAUGGUGAAAUAUCUACUGUAACUUAAUGCAUUACUGGCAACCCUACUUGCAAAAGCUGUUCUGAGUAUUGGGCCUCUCUGUCUUGGAAAUCUAGUACACACGAAUGUACCCUGAGCUGGUAAAAGGCAGUCCUGGCCCCACUGCCUCCCCACGUACCACAUCAAGAGCAGAUCAUUAUUCACAAAUGACUGUAUGCAGAGCCAUGUCAGCUGAAGCACCAUCUGGGCUCGGUGUGGGGAGCUGCCCUGGCUACCAACAGUCCUGGCUGCCCUAGCCCUUCCCUCAGUGGAUUUGCAUAUUGGGUCAGGGCAGCCAUUCCAGCAGCUUGAUUUGCAGUGGGUAAUGUUAUUCAUGGAGCUGUUUGGGACUGCAGUGCCCAAAUCCUUGGUUGCUAUUUGUCAUCUUCUUUCUCCCUCAUUCUUCCUUGCUUUUUACUCCCCUUGUCUGUUUUAAAAAAAAAAAAAAAAAAAGUUUCUUUUGGCUGUACUUUCACUAGGACAUUGCAAAGUCAGGCUGAGAGCAGAAUUAAAUGAGGAUAGAUGCCAGGUUCCUUUUUUGCUACACACACACACACACACACAUACACAAAACCUACUAGAAUAGCACUGAGAGCUGUAAAUUAGGUCAUCUUUGCACAAGAGCUUCCCAAGCCCUUCCUCCAAGCAAUGCUGCACAAGCAUUUGGUGACGACUGCUUUAAAGCUAUCUGGUGCAGCUUGUCUUGGGGACUGGUGUGAUGCAGUGAGAGGGUUCCCAGGGCUGCCCCAUCCCCUGUACAGAGACAUGAACUAGGAUCUAGAUCCACUCUUCUGAGGGUGCACAGUCAGGGAGAGGCACAGGAACCCUAAGGCUAGAUGUGACAGCCAGAGGAGAGAGUCAGCAUGAGUAUGGGGGAAGGAAAGUCUGCAUUUAGGGAAGGUGGGCUGCAGAACCUCUUGGAUAAGCAGCAAAAGUUUGGUAAAGGUGAGGAAGGAGCUUGCCUGUGGGACAUUCCCAUCCAGACCUGCAUGGCUUCCAGCACACCACCACAGUGGCUCAGAAGUGCCUUUCAACUUAAGCCAUUCUGUGAUAUUCUGAUAUUCUAAAAGCACAUGCAGCAUGCUCACCCAGCCUCCAGUGACCCACAGCUCAAGGACUCGGGUGACAUCUGUGUUUAAUAGCCCGAGGAGUACCUUCCUUGAGUGAGUCUGUCUAAUCGCUCCUUGAAUCUGUAUAACCUUGGGGCAACGUGUUCCAUCCUCUAAGUACGUGUUUGGUGAGCGUACAGCCAGCCUCAUGAUGACUCUCAGCUGGCCUCCUUGCAGCCCUGUCUGCAGCUCUUGUCCUUUGGGAGGCUGUGGACUCACUUUUGGGGUGACUUAGUAGUCCUCUGCAUUGUGAAAGACACCGUGCAGGUUUAUGAAAGCAGCUUAGAGCAAGGGAAUCGAGCCAGGCUACAUUUCAGUAGCACAGUUUGGAUCUUUCUUUAAGUCUUGCUUCCUUGAAUCUCCUUCUGGCACUGCCCCAUUACCUGCAUCACCUUCAGCCCUAGGACCUCCGCUCCAGCCCCUUCUCUGGCUGUGAGGCCUCCUCCAAAAGGCAGCUGCUGGGCUUACGCCAUGCUGGGAGAGCUGAGAGCUGUGAGGGGAAGGCUGAUCCUGGGAGCUGGGAUUUAGGAGCCCUUCAGCAGCUCUUGUCCCUGCCUCAUCCUAUGUUAUAUCUUCAGCACUGGCUUCUCCAUGGCAGGAAUAGCUCCUGCGUUGGGGACAGGUACACCAGGAACAGAAAAUGGAGAAAUGGAUCCAAGUCUUCAACCAUUAAUGGAUUAAUCAGGACUUGAGAAAAGUAAUUUGUAACUUGGCAUUAUGCUUGGGUAAGCUGGAGAAGCACGUCAUGUGGGGAGGAGAAAUGGAUGAGAGGAUAAGCUGGAGAGCAAGAGAUCAGAACAGGCAAAAAACAGAAAGCCCAGUCCAGAGCCAGGCUGGUGUCCCCUGAUGGGCAAAGGUCCCCUGGGCUGCACAGCUCCACUGUGCCUCUCGUGGUGGCUUCAGGCACCUACAGAGCUUUUGGGAUCUGGUGGAAUCCUUUCUAAACCCAACUGUACCCUGUACUGCAGCAGUCUCCACAGAGGUCUCCUGGAUGGGAGGGCAGUGGUCCCAGAGUCCAUCCAGGAAGAGAACAGUGAGAGAAAUCUUGCUCUGGCAUAUAUUACAAGCAUAAGAAAAUAAAUGUCAAAACCUUAUCACUAUCUUGGCUCUUAGAGGAGAUUUUGGAAGGGCGCUUUUGAGAUCUUUGCAAGCUCUGGGCUGGUAAGAGGAGAAUGAGCUCUUUGCUAGGGAGAUGGAGAGCUCUUUGCUGCCUCCUGCUCACCUUCCUGGAAUAAAGGCAACCGAACCUACAACAGGUGAAGCAGAAACUUUUUACCUUAACCAGCAACAGUCUUUGGUUUGCUUGCCUCACAGAGGCCACCUGGAGCUCCUGCAGCGCUGUGGGACAGGGUUGAAACCUACAGUCAACAAGAGCUGACAGCUCGGGCCUCACAGCCCUCUGCUUAUUUACACAGUGCUGUCCUGUUUGGAUGGACUUGGGGCAGGAUGUGGUCUGUAGUAAAUACAGGAAAAGUAUAUUUUCAGUAAAAGGGCUGGCAGUUUUGAGUUUUAACUGAAGCAGCCCCGCAUGGAGUCCUCCCCAUGUUGGCUGAGGAAGGCACUGAGGGUUCCCUCUGCACAGUGCUAUGGUGUUGCUGUGGUAGUUUGAGUCUCCAAACUAUAGAGUCAAAGGUAUUUCAUGCUAAAGGAGACCACAAAUCAUCUGGGAAAAUAUAUGCAUGGACUCAAACCCUAACACAUCUCUUGAUAAUUUUCUUCGACCUCAUGAUUGAGCACACAUCUCAGUUGGAAAGUUUUACAGUGUCAGUUGUGCACCAAUCCUCAUAGUUCAACUGCUGCUUCUUGGCUAGGGAGCAAGAGGGAUAUUAAGCAAACUCCAGGUUGCAGCCUCUGGCUCUGUAAUUUCAGGAUUCCCAUGCUCAAAAUGUCUGACAGCCUAUACAGGGAUUUACCAUAUAGCACUGCCCCCUGCUGUGGCUUCACGAUCCCCACACGUUUCAUUCACAGUCCCUCCUGGUCGGUGUCAUCUGCCAAAUAAGGACAAUUUCAUGAAAUUCUGGGCUGCUCGGUGUAUUUGUCUCCUUGAUGUCCCACGAGUCUCCCAUAACAUAGAACCUUCCUCAAAACGUCGGGAGGAAGAAGAGACAGCAGAACAAAAGGGAUGAAGGAGUGACAAGGAAUUUAAUUCCUCUUUAACGGAAAUCCCUGGGUGAUACCUGAGACCUGGGGGCAUCUGAGCAGCAGCAGCUGCAGCCCAGCCUUUGUCAGCAGGGUUUACCCCACAGUGCAGCAGGUGGGACUGAUGGGGCACAGCUGCCUAUGCUAAUGGGACAAGCCCAAGUGAAGUGGGUAAUUUCAGUCAGUGAUGUGAAGUACAGGUCUCUGAAGUACCACCUGGGCACAAGUGAGGUGCACUGGGUUGAAUGCUCAAGCACGAUGCUGGGGAGCAAUGGUCCUGCAUGGCAGUGCGAGAGGCACUGUGGGGAAUCGCAGAAUUACAGAAUAUCCCCAGUUGGAAGGGGCCCACAAGGGUCACUGGGUCUGUCUCCUGGCACCAGCCAGGGCCUCCCGCAGCUUGGGAGCAGCACUAGGGAGCUGGGGCCAUCUAAAUGCUACCGUUAACACACUCACAACAUUUUCCCAGCCAGUCAGGACACAAAACUGCACUCCAGUAUCAUUGUAUUUGUGGUAACCAAAGCCUCUUACGCAGUCAUCUACCUUGCUGGGGCUAAGCAAGUUCUCUUGGCACAGUAUAAUUUUUAGCAUGAUUCUCUUUCCAGCAUUGCCAGGGCUGAUGCUGAAAGUCUCUCCAACCGUUCAGCCGUGCUCAGGGUAGGCCUGGUAACUCAUCUAAUUUCUGGUAACUUGAGCUGCCUUCGUGUGACUGCUGUGCCUGCAGCUGUGCUGUGGGACCAACAGGGUUUAUGGUGGAUAAUGGAUUUCAAAGGUGCCCUCGUCCCAUGGAAGUGAUUCUGUUCUCAUUUCUGGUACGUGACCAUAGUAGCUAAAGGCCCAGCCUUUCACCUGCUGAAAUCCAUCACAGCCUUGCCCUUGCCUUGAAGAGAAGCUGGUAUUGACUUUCAGUUAAAGAAGGAAAAGAAAAGAUAUAAGAAUGCAACAAAUGCACACAGAGCAUACCAGAGCCCUGUCGGCAUCCAAGCAGCAGGAGGAAGAGCUGCAAUUUUUGUAAACAGAGCACAGGGAGAGGGCAGGAAGUUUUGGGAAGUGCAUACAUCCUAGAUUAAAUGAGAUUAGCAUGCAUUUAUUCAGAAUAAACCACGAACUAUCUUGGCAAAAAGUCUACCCUACAGUAGAUUGUAAAGUACUGGAUGGUAGGUUGUAAAGUGACUUGUCAGAUAAUUCCUUGAUUGGCAGAUAAGAGGUGGCUGUUGUAGCGUGAUUCACAAAAUGGAGCCCUGGGGCACCCUUACCUACAGAACAGCAAUUCCACCCACACCACCAAGAAGCGGCUGGAAGCAAGAGGAGAGUUUCUCGCACAACUGUGAUUGGCACCCUGGAGAAGCAGAGACUGAGAUGGCUCUCAGAGGGGUGUGUUAAACCAGAAAGAAUGCUUUUUUUCGUUUACAUUCAUCCUGGGAAAAAAACUUGGUGUUGUUGAACUGCCAAGGCCACUGGAGUCAUCAUAGCAUUCCCUGUUGGUUUAAGAAACACAAAGCUUGAUUGCACAUCAUGGCUUCUUCUUCGCCUCGUCAGCAGCUCUCAGAAAAUGGUGGCAUCUUUCUCUUUGUAGUGAUGUCUGUGGCUCAGCUAGGAACAGAAAUAACAAGUACUGAGGAACAUCUCUGCAAGCUUGGAAAAGUCACCAAGGAGAUGCAGAGCAAAGCAUAUCUCUGCAUCCUGUGUCCACUUUCCAGAGCUGCUCUUCCUAAGAAAGCAGGAAAGACAUGGGAAUUCUUCUUUUAACCUCUUCUUCCAUUUAUUUUAUUGAUGCUGCCAAUAAAUUAAAUGUAUCCAGUUUAUAGGAGAGUGAAGUUUUGCAGGGAUUAAAAUGGGCUGAUAUUAUGUCAUUGAAAAAUCACUCGGCUUGCCACCAAAUCAGCUCAGCAUUGCCCUGCACAGAUAUUUCUGCCUGGGAACAAAAGCAAGUCUAAAAGUCAGAAAUGAGAAGACAGCUGGCAGGUUGAAAUGAAGAAAGAGAGAAAGCCAGCUGCCCCCUGUGGGGACCAGACAUCUUUGAAAUGAGCCCUGCCAGACCAAACAGAAGUCCUGAUGCUGGGCUCUAGCAAAAUAUUAGCAAAGGCUGAAUCCUGUACUCCUCAAGACUGUGGUAUGUAUAUAAAUGUAAGCUGAGAGUGAUAAACGAAAGAAGAGCGUGAAAGCUGCCACUCGACACUAAUGCUUGUGUCUCACUGAUCCCUCAGCACAUCCAAGAGAAAGGGGGUGAGUCUGCCCUGGCCCUGAGGCUGGUCCCACCAAGGAAAGGGAAUUGCAGCCUCCCCCUGAUGCCAAACCCCUGCCAAGGACUGAAAUCUCAAAACCAGGAGGGUUUUGACGUGGGGUUCACCUUUUCCCUGCUGAGGGAAGAUGCAAACCUGCUUCCUUUCAGCGUGGCUGUUCACACAGGACAUGGGCUUAUGCUCAGGCUUUGUGCUGCCAUCAUUAUUUUUACCAAGGCGUGGAUUUUAUUGCCAUUUGCAGGAGUCAGAGUGUUAAUGUCCAUUAACACUUAGUACUGCUAUCCAUAUGGGUCCUACUGUGUCUGCUACAUAGGAGAGAUUUAACAACAGACCCGAGCUUAUUUGCUCACCAAUAAGUAUUCAACACGGUAGCUGGUAAAUUUCUCCUUAACUACUUUAUGAAGUUACAUUACUACCUCUCCUACUGCAUAGAUUAUACUGGUAUAAUUGGCAUGCAUGUCAUUCCAUGACUGGAAGAGUCACUCCAUUUCUGCUCGGGAAUAGCUAUCCCAAUACAGAUGUAUUUAUAACAACACAUCUGUGCCCGCUCUAGGGGAAUUAUACCACUGUAGUAGUAGUGCCUUCCUGUGUGCACAGCUCAGCAUGGUGGUAUCUUCCAGUCAACAGAAGACAUUAAGGAUAAUGAUGUCUGUUACAACAUGGGUUUUGCUCCAAGGAAGGCGCACCCUUCCUCCAGCAACACAAGGGUUUUAUUAAGAUAGAAAAACAGGUGAUUCCUAAUGUCAAGAGAGAUUCUUCAAAUUGUAUCUUUCCUCCACCGAAGAAAACUGUUGAGUACUUUUUUUUUUUCAUCCAACAGUAGCGAGUGCAAUUGAAGACAGACAAACCUCUGGCUUGUCUUGAUUGCCUCAUUGCUGACCCGAAUAGCUGCCUUGUGGUUUGGUGGCAUGAGCAGCCAGUCUGUUUUUCUGGGUGAUGUUGGGUGGGGGUAUAAUGGAUGAACAGCCCUCUUCCUGUGAGCCACGCAGGAGAUUGCUCCUCACCGACUUUGUGUCCGUAGUGCUGUGACCAUCACUGCCCAUGCCCAGGGACUGAGCCUCUCUGUACCCCAUGGACCCCCAGGCUCUUUCAGCAUCUUACACCUUAGCAAGAGUUUUGUCUACAUCAGUUUUCGUUGUUGUAAUUUUCCUUCUUGAGAUUUCAGAAGUGCAGCGCAGCCUUCGCCUCUUCAGCUUCCCUCUGACUUUAAAAAGCCUCCCUGCAUCACUAACCAUCUAAACGUUUGCUAUUAAAUUAUCCAUCACAGCUUCUUCUGCAGCAGAGGGAGUUGAUGAUACCGUCUUUAUGGAGGAUAAAAAUAGCCAACGUCACAUGCAGCAGCAGUGGGGAAGGCUGAGGCAAGGAGAGCAAAGGCAGCAAAACUUCUGCCUUGGUUGCAGUUGUCCUCCCUCACCUGCAGCCAUUGGGAAUUGGAAAAAAAAGAUUGAGCUCCUAUAAUUGAUUGAAAUGUGUCCAACACUGUCUGAAUUUACACUGAAGUCCUUCACAUGGCAAGUGCUGGAUACUGCAGGUUUCUCACAGCAGCCUAAAAACUCCAGCAACUCCAAAUUGUGAGCAGUGCCAUCAGAGAAACAAGGAUUUUGCAUCCAUCUCCUUUCUGUUUGGUUUCAGAACAAGUGUCAAUUGUAUGUGUGCUACUAGGACUGGGAUGAUGAUUUCAGAAGAGGUUUGCUGAUAUUCUAAGAUCUUCAUAGCAGCUCAGUGAAAAAAAAAUCAAUGGGAGCACUUUUCCCUGUAGGUAUGCAAGUUUCGAUAUUUCUGGCCCAGAACUCUUCUUGCCUGGGGCUAAAGCUCUGCAGGGCUGCAGAAUGGACCCCAUUAUCAGCUGCUGUUCAGGAGACAGCAGAAUACAGUGCAGGAAUUUCACAUAAGUAAAGACAAAAGCGUAGGCUUUGCGUAGUUGUCAUAUAUCCUCAUCCUACAGUGCAAUAAUUGCUUAGAAAUAGAGAAAGAAUCCCUUACACUUCCCCAGCACCUUCAGGGCACUAUCAGAAGUCACACACCCCACAGACCCCCCAGUGCAGCAGGGACAUGCCAGGCUGAACAGGAGUGUAUAUAUUUAUCUGAGAGAUUUUCUAUGUGCAAUAUUAAGUUUCUGUUAAACAAUAAGUGGGUGUCUGCAGCAUGCCUAUCUCAGAGAAGCUCAUGCUCUGCUGUUUCAAUGCUGUGCAUAGAGCUGAUGGCCAUCCUUCCCCAACAAACAGACAUUUAGAGAAGCUUAUCAUAGAAUGGCUUGGGUUGGAAGGGACCACCAAGAUCAUCUAGUCCCAGUUCCCUGCCCCCAGAAGAGGCACAAGGGCAGGGAGGAGAAAAUGCAAACACCCCGAAACAAUCCCACUUUGCUAGAAGUUACAUCUGCAACUUAUAAAGCAAACGCCAUGGUAAAUAGCUAUUAGUAAGGCUGAAUCAUCUCCCCAUCUCUGCACAUUUUCGCUUUGACAUUUGUUGUCCUUUUUCUUCUGUUUAAUGAGUGAGUGAAAUACAUUUGAAACUCAUGUCUGUGCAUUGAAGCAGUUGAAAAGCUAUUUUAAAGGGAAAAAAACAAC
This is a messenger RNA of Lagopus leucura (white-tailed ptarmigan), 9572 nucleotides long. RefSeq names its product tRNA methyltransferase 61A (gene TRMT61A). The record is from RefSeq and is a predicted model, not a curated record. Lineage: Eukaryota; Metazoa; Chordata; Aves; Galliformes; Phasianidae. The coding region runs from base 110 to 1111 and encodes 333 amino acids. Gene Ontology annotation, cellular component: nucleus; tRNA (m1A) methyltransferase complex. Gene Ontology annotation, biological process: tRNA methylation. The transcript has 6 exons.